Messenger RNA from Astyanax mexicanus (Mexican tetra), 1972 nucleotides. RefSeq names its product peptidylprolyl isomerase (cyclophilin)-like 2 (gene ppil2). The transcript is spliced from 20 exons. The coding region runs from base 149 to 1729 and encodes 526 amino acids. Gene Ontology annotation, cellular component: catalytic step 2 spliceosome. Lineage: Eukaryota; Metazoa; Chordata; Actinopteri; Characiformes; Acestrorhamphidae. Gene Ontology annotation, biological process: protein folding; protein peptidyl-prolyl isomerization; protein polyubiquitination. Gene Ontology annotation, molecular function: ubiquitin-ubiquitin ligase activity; peptidyl-prolyl cis-trans isomerase activity. The record is from RefSeq and is a predicted model, not a curated record.
CUAAUGUUACUGUAGUACAGCGCUUAGCCCGGACCCGUAGCUAUAGCAGUUAGCUAGGUUAGCUAAGCUAAUAGCGCUGUAACUGUGUGUUUUUAGGUGUAAAUUAUCGGUGUAUUCUCUUUGGGAGCUGUUUACACAUUAAACAACAAUGGGGAAGCGGCAGCACCAAAAGGACAAGAUGUACAUCACCUGUGCAGAGUACACACAUUUCUAUGGAGGCAAGAAAGCAGAAAUCCCACAGGCUAAUUUCAGACGAUUACCCUUUGAUCACUGCAGUUUGUCUCUUCAGCCCUUUGAGUAUCCCAUGUGCACCCCUGAAGGCGUGGUCUUUGACCUCAUGAGCAUAGUUCCAUGGAUUAAGAAGUUUGGAACCAACCCCAUCUCAGGAGAGAAACUCGACGCCAAGUCCCUCAUCAAGCUCAACUUCAGCAAGAACAGUGAAGGGAAGUACCACUGCCCCGUGCUGUACACCGUCUUCACCAAUAACUCCCACAUCGUGGCCAACAAAGUCACAGGAAAUGUCUUCUCACAUGAGGCUGUGGAGCAGCUGAACAUCAAGACAAAGAGCUACAAAGAUCUGCUGACAGAUGAGCCUUUUACCCGCCAGGAUAUCAUCACGCUGCAGGAUCCAACCAAUUUGGAUAAAUUCAACGUCUCCGACUUUUUUCAUGUGAAAAACAAUUUGAAAGUUCUCGACCCAGAUGAGGAGAAGGCGAAGCAGGACCCGGCAUACCACCUGAAGAGCACUAAUCUGGAGACGCGGGAGACGCUGGCAGAGCUCUACAAAGAGUAUAAGGGAGACGAGCUGCUGGCCUCAACCAUGAAGGAGCCUGAGGCCAAAAAGACAGACAAACUCAACGCUGCUCAUUACUCCACGGGUAGAGUCUCUGCCUCCUUCACCUCCACUGCUAUGGCUCCAGCUACCAUUCAUGAAGCAGAUGCUAUCGCAGACGAUGCAGUGCGCUACCAGUACGUGAAAAAGAAAGGCUAUGUCCGCCUGCACACCAACAAAGGAGACCUGAACCUUGAGCUGCACUGUGAUAAGAUCCCCAAAGCUGGUGAAAACUUCAUAAAGCUGUGUAAGAAAGGCUACUAUGAUGGGACCAUAUUUCACCGCUCCAUUCGAAACUUCAUGAUCCAAGGAGGUGAUCCCACAGGCACCGGUACAGGCGGAGAGUCGUGUUGGGGGAAGCCUUUUAAGGACGAGUUUAAGCCCAAUCUUUCCCACACUGGCCGCGGAGUGCUGAGCAUGGCUAACUCUGGACCCGACACCAAUAAAUCUCAGUUCUUCAUAACCUUCCGUUCGUGCACAUACCUGGACCGUAAACACACUGUGUUUGGCAGAGUGGUGGGUGGGUUUGAGGCCCUCACAGCUAUGGAAAACGUUGAGAGUGAUCCCAAAACAGACAGACCUAAGGCUGAGAUUAAGCUCAUAAGCACUACAGUGUUUGUGGAUCCUUAUGAGGAGGCAGAUGCACAGAUUGCGGCUGAGAGGGAGAAGGAGGCUCAGAAGCUGGAAGAAGAAAGAGCUCAGAGUUCAGCUUCUCUCAGCAAAGCAAAAUCCGACCAACCAAAAGCCUACAGAGCCGGGGUCGGCAAAUAUAUCAACAUGGCGGCUACAAAGAGAUCUGCGGCGGAUGAGGCCUCCAAACCCUCCACCUCCACCAGCGAAUCAGCAGCGAAGAAACCCAAAGGCAGGACGGGGUUCGGGGACUUCAGCUCCUGGUAGACCUUCAGCUUCUCGUUGACCAUCAGCUGUGGACUGAGUGAACCCUGUAUGUUGUGGACUGAAAAUUCUUAUUGUUUUCUGCUAUUAUUAGUUGGAUUGGGUAAGAUUUGUUUCAGUUGGGUUUUGUUUUUGAUUAUUUUUUUUUUGUAAAAAACCUCUGUACUGUUUAUUAUGUAUCAUGUUUCAAUAUUAAUUGUUUAGUGACUUUUUCAGCAUAAAUAAAAGUAAACCAGAUUUUCUAAA